CGUCUUUCGGUCCAGAUGGCAACGAGUUUCUCGACUCCGUAAAUGAUCCCUUUUGCUACGCGUAGGCGGCCUCGGCGGUUUAGAUCCCACCAAUGGCUGAGUAAAAAGAGCUCGCGAGGCGUAACCGGUUCAACGGCUAUAUAUUCUCCGUCGCUUAUAUUGGCCAGCUAUAUCGUGACAACUGGGGACACGAGUGAAACCGCAUGUGCUUGUGAUUCUUUUGCCUCUUCCUUUUCUGCGAAACCGGCUUCCUGCUUUAGUCUUUGUGGUGUCCAAUAGAGCAAUAAAUACCCUCUGAUCCUCUCGCCGCAGCUGCAGCUUGUCAUCCUUUCUUCUGUCAUCCUUUCUCACCAACUCACCUCAUUCUGCCCCUCCAACCCCUCCCUCAAACUCACAUACACACACAUAGCCAAAAUGUCUGAAGUCACCAUCACCGGAUUCAGGAGCCGCGAUGUUCGGUUCCCGACCUCCCUCGACAAGACGGGCUCAGACGCCAUGAACGCUGCCGGCGACUAUUCAGCGGCGUACUGCAUCCUGGAAACUAAUUCCCCUCACAGCGGCCACGGCAUGACAUUCACCAUUGGACGCGGAAACGACAUUGUCUGCGCCGCCAUCACCCACGUUGCCGACCGCCUCAAGGGCAAGACUCUCUCCUCACUAGUAGCCGACUGGGGCAAGACAUGGCGAUAUCUCGUCAACGACAGCCAGCUGCGAUGGAUUGGCCCCGAAAAGGGCGUCAUCCAUCUUGCCCUGGGAGCUGUUGUCAACGCCGUUUGGGAUCUGUGGGCAAAGACGCUCAACAAGCCCGUGUGGCGCAUCGUGGCAGACAUGACCCCCGAGGAGUACGUCCGCUGCAUUGAUUUCCGCUAUAUUACGGACGCCAUCACACCCGAGGAGGCCGUUGCGAUGCUGCGCGAGCAGGAGGCCGGCAAGGCUAAGCGCAUUGAGGAGGCCCUUCAGAACCGAGCCGUUCCCGCAUACACAACAAGUGCCGGAUGGCUGGGAUACGGCGAGGAGAAGAUGAAGCAGCUGCUGAGAGACACACUGGCCGACGGCUACAGACACUUCAAGGUCAAAGUUGGCGGCAGCGUUGAGGAGGACAGGCGGCGUCUGGGCAUUGCUCGCGAAAUCAUUGGCUUCGACAAGGGCAAUGUUCUCAUGGUUGACGCCAACCAGGUCUGGUCCGUCCCGGAGGCAAUCGACUACAUGAAGCAGCUCAGCGAGUACAAGCCCUGGUUCAUUGAGGAGCCAACCUCGCCCGACGAUGUCAUGGGCCACAAGGCCGUUCGUGAGGCUCUCAAGCCCUACGGCAUUGGCGUUGCCACCGGCGAGAUGUGCCAAAACCGUGUCAUGUUCAAGCAGCUGCUCAUGACGGGCGCCAUCGACGUCUGCCAGAUCGACGCCUGCCGUCUAGGCGGUGUCAACGAGGUCCUCGCCGUUCUGCUCAUGGCCAAGAAGUUUGGCGUGCCCAUUGUGCCUCAUUCCGGUGGCGUCGGUCUCCCCGAGUACACUCAGCACCUGAGCACCAUCGACUACGUGGUUGUCACUGGCAAGCUUUCCGUCUUGGAGUUUGUGGACCACCUCCACGAGCACUUUUUGCAUCCCUCUGUCAUCAAGGACGGAUACUACCAGGCCCCGACGGAGCCCGGAUACAGUGUCGAGAUGAAGCCGGAGAGCAUGGACAAGUAUGCUUAUCCCGGUGAGAAGGGUGUAAGUUGGUGGACGAGCGAUGAGGCUCUGCCCAUCUUGACUGGAGAAAAGAUUUAAGCCUGGAAUGGUAGCAAUGUGUUUUUGACCAUGUAUUCUUUAUAUGCAAAGCAAAUAUUAGUUAGGACUUAUAGAAUAGGUGUAUAUGUAGGAAUCAACCACAAUUAUGCGAAC
Trichoderma harzianum CBS 226.95 is the source of this 1881-nucleotide messenger RNA. RefSeq lists its product as hypothetical. The record is from RefSeq and is a predicted model, not a curated record. The coding region runs from base 415 to 1767 and encodes 450 amino acids. Gene Ontology annotation, molecular function: L-fuconate dehydratase activity; magnesium ion binding. Gene Ontology annotation, biological process: amino acid catabolic process; carbohydrate catabolic process. Lineage: Eukaryota; Fungi; Ascomycota; Sordariomycetes; Hypocreales; Hypocreaceae. The transcript has 2 exons.